AUGUGGCCGGCUGUGCUAUGUGCCCUGUGCCUGCUGCCCAGCUGCCUGGCCUUGCCGCUUCCCCGGGAGGCAGGUGGCAUGAGUGAGCCACAGUGGAAACAGGCUCAGGACUAUCUCAAGAGGUUUUAUCCAUCUGACUCAAAAACAAGGGAUGCUGACAGCUUCAAAACCAAACUCAAGGAGAUGCAAAAGUUCUUUCGCCUGCCGGUAACAGGAAUCCUGAACUCCCGCACGAUAGAAAUAAUGCAGAAGCCCAGAUGUGGUGUGCCUGAUGUCGCCCAUUUCUCACUAUUCCCAAACAGGCCAAAGUGGACUUCCGAAGUCAUCACUUACAGGAUCGCAUCGUACACCCCAGACUUACCACGCUUCAGAGUGAAUCAAUUAGUGGCAAAGGCUUUGGCAAUGUGGAGCAAAGAGAUCCCACUAUCCUUCAGGAGAGUUCCAAGGGGAACUGCAGAUAUAAUGAUUGGCUUUGCAAGAGGAGCUCACGGGGACUACUAUCCAUUUGAUGGACCAGGAAACAUCCUGGCUCACGCCUUUGCACCUGGGCCAGACCUAGGAGGAGACGCUCACUUUGAUGAGGACGAGCGCUGGACAGAUGGUAGCAGGAUAGGAAUUAACUUCCUGAUUGCUGCAACCCACGAGCUCGGCCAUUCUCUGGGCCUGGGUCAUUCGUCAGAUCCCGAUGCCGUGAUGUAUCCGACCUACAGCAUUAGAGAUUCUAAGAGUUUCAAACUUUCACAGGAUGAUAUAGAAGGAAUCCAGAAAUUAUACGGAGGGAACAGAAUUUAAGGAGAAAUCUGGAGCUGCAGGGAGAACACACUUCCAUUCACUGGAUUCGGUGUCAUUGUCCUCGAGCAGAGGUAAUGCACACGGUCCCUGAGCUCCACUGAGUACUUGGUUCAUUCUCCCCCAUGCCGUGGUCAUCACAUGUCUUGCUGUCCCAAAGAGAAGCUCUUCAAUGGUGCAAGUGCCUCAUUCGCCAAUGACUUUGCAUUUGGUGAAUUUUAACAAAUGCACAGAUAAAUAAAGUUUUUAUUCCAUAGCAAAA
This is a messenger RNA of Canis lupus familiaris (dog), 1051 nucleotides long. RefSeq names its product matrix metallopeptidase 7 (gene MMP7). NCBI's taxonomy places the organism in Eukaryota, Metazoa, Chordata, Mammalia, Carnivora, Canidae. The record is from RefSeq and is marked provisional. Gene Ontology annotation, biological process: collagen catabolic process; extracellular matrix organization; proteolysis. Gene Ontology annotation, cellular component: extracellular matrix. Gene Ontology annotation, molecular function: metalloendopeptidase activity; zinc ion binding.